UUGCCAGCAAAUCCGAUAAGCUGCUGCAGCGCCCUCUAGUGUUCAUACUGAGCGUGUGGCGCCGCUGUGGAACCGCUAGAUGGCGAUUCUUCAGAAACACUCACUGCACACUGGAGCCUCCGCCAGCACCACAGACAUGUAAACAAAAGGCAGAUUUCAUAGGUUUUAGCCUACGGGUUUUAGGCAAAAUCUGCAGAAAUGGGCAAGCGAGAUAACAGAGUGGCAUACUUGAACCCAAUAGCUGCUGCCAGAGCCAGAGGACCUGCACCCACCUCCGGCACCACCAUUCAGGAUUAUCUCAGCAGACCACGACCAUCAUGGGAGGAGGUGAAAGAACAGUUGGAAAAGAAAAGGAAAGGCUCCAGAGCCCUGGCUGAUUUUGAGGACAAGAUGAACGCGCGAUGGAAGAAGGAACUGGAGAAAAACAGGGAGAAGGUGCUUGGGGGAGGUGAUAAGAAAGAAAAAGAAAAGGAGAAAGACAAGGAGAAGGAAAAGAAGGAGAAAAAGAAGAAAGAGAAGAAGAAGUCCAGUAGGCAUUCCUCAUCUUCCUCCUCCUCAUCAUCGAGUUCUGAUUCCUCCUCCAGUUCCUCCUCAGAUGCUGAAGACGAUGAUGAGAAGAAAAAUCUAAAAAAGAAGAAAAAGAGAAAACGAUCCUCAACCCGGAAAGCGUCUGAUGAGACUGACUCCGAGUCUGAGACUGAUAGCAGGGACGAAAAGGACUCUCGAAAGAAGAGGAAAGCUGAAAGAAGUCAGUCCGAGUCUUCUGACGAGUCUGAUGUAGACAAAGACGCUGACUCCAAAAAGAAGAAACAUAGUAGUGAAGAGAAGGAGAAAAUUACAGAUAAGUCUAAAAAGAAAAAGAAAAAGAAGAAGCAUAAGAAACACAGCAAAAAGAAAAAGAGGAAGACCUCCAGCUCGGAGUUGGACUGAAGGUGCUAGCGGCGGCUGGAUUUGUGAAUGGUAACGGAAAAGACAGAGCUCUUGACAGACAGUGGAGAAAUAAAUCCAUCAGAAAGCUGUCCAAGUGACUCUUAAAAGUGGGUGCUCUUUAGCAUCGUGCAGCUGUAGUGGAGACUGGGAUGAGAGGAUCGUGGCGGGGGUGUUGAACAGGGCGUGGGGUUCAUUACGUCAGGUUUGUGUUUGUUUUUUAAGCAGAUGAUUCUCAGUCCAAAUAAAGACCAUUUACACAUCA
This is a messenger RNA of Danio rerio (zebrafish), 1192 nucleotides long. Lineage: Eukaryota; Metazoa; Chordata; Actinopteri; Cypriniformes; Danionidae. The record is from RefSeq and is a predicted model, not a curated record.